Molecule: messenger RNA, 3347 nt
Organism: Drosophila elegans
Lineage: Eukaryota; Metazoa; Arthropoda; Insecta; Diptera; Drosophilidae
Gene: Ca-beta
Product: voltage-dependent L-type calcium channel subunit beta-4
Exons: 11
Coding region: 418-3195 (925 amino acids)
Biological process (GO): regulation of voltage-gated calcium channel activity; chemical synaptic transmission; neuromuscular junction development
Cellular component (GO): voltage-gated calcium channel complex
Molecular function (GO): high voltage-gated calcium channel activity; protein binding
Source: RefSeq, a predicted model, not a curated record
AGUGCGGUCGGUCGCUUGUUUCUCGACUCUCGUCUCCGCCGCAAUCCGCUCUGAUCUGCUCCACAUUGGCUGGCCAAAGCAGUCGCAAGUGGAUCGCGCCUUCGGAUCGCCUAUAUAGCCCCCGAAUUCGUGCACAUUUUCCAGCACAAACGGCCAUUGCAGGAUGGCGUUGCCUGCCGCAAUCAAAUCGCUGCCAUGUGUCGGACUCUGAAUUCGCCCCAUUGUGACCCAAUUCGAUAUGAGUCUUGGCCGUUUUACGAUUAGUGGCCAUAAGGCCUAAGUGUUUGUUUAUUUUGCUGCGCGACCGCUAAGAGCGAUUCCAAAAAUGAUUGCAUAAUUGACUUGGGGAGGGACAAUUCGCGCGAGAUUCCUUUCAAUUUGUAUUCCUAAUUCCGUUUGUGAUUCCAACUGUCCGCCAUGAAGAAGCUGCAUCUGGGGGCCAAGCACAAGGGCAAGUCCUACAAGCCCUUCAGGAAUAAGAACCGUCGGCCAACACCACCACAACCACCUUCGCAGCAAUCAUCAUCAUCAUCAUCAGCAUCGCACCAUCUGGUGGUGCUGGUGUUGCUGUUGUCGUCGCACCGGGUCGUCGGAAACAUCGGCAAGAUAUCUUCGUUCGAAGAAGACUACCGGGCUGACAGGCCCAUGGUGCAGCGCGCCUCUUCCUCGGAUGCACCCUCCGUUCAGGGUGGCCAACAUCGAGAAUCUCGAUUUGGCCUUGGAUACCCCUCCUACCAGAGUGGAUACAACAAACUAUUCACACAGGGUUCUGCCGACUCAAACUACUCACAACCGUCAUCCGAUCUGUCGCUAGACGAGGAAAAGGAAUCGCUUCGGCGAGAAAAGGAACGUCAGGCCUUAAGCCAGUUGGAUAAAGCGAGGAGCAAACCAGUGGCGUUCGCUGUGCGAACCAACGUAGCAUACGAUGGCGCCAUCGACGACGAUUCCCCGGUGCAGGGCGGCGCAGUUUCGUUCGAGAUCCGGGAGUUCCUGCACAUCAAAGAGAAGUACGACAAUAACUGGUGGAUCGGCCGGCUGGUCAAGGAGGGCUGUGAUGUGGGCUUCAUACCCAGCCCCGCUAAGCUAGACAACAUUCGCAUGCAGAACCAAACCAGACCCUCAAGACUGUAUGGCACAAAGGGCUCGUCGAGCGGGAAUCUUGGUGCGGGCGGACAAGCAGGUGCGGAGCCAUCUCGAGGUAGCACACCCCCCACACCUGGUGACGAAUCAGAUUCCAUGGGACCAGGACGACAUGGCAAGACCCCGGUGGCGUCCGCCAACAAGGAGAAGCGCAAGCCGUUCUUCAAGAAGCAGGAGACGGCCAGUCCCUACGACGUGGUGCCCUCGAUGCGCCCGGUGGUACUAGUGGGGCCCAGUCUCAAGGGCUACGAGGUGACCGACAUGAUGCAGAAGGCCCUCUUCGACUUCCUCAAGCACCGCUUCGAGGGCCGCAUCAUCAUCACGCGCGUGAUGGCCGACAUCUCGCUGGCCAAGCGUUCCAUCAUGAACAAUCCCUCGAAGCGGGCCAUCAUGGAGCGAUCCUCCAGCCGGAGCGAUUGCCUCGGCAAGGUGCAGGAGGAGAUCGAGCGCAUCUUCGAGCUGGCACGCUCGCUUCAGCUGGUCGUGCUCGAUUGUGAUACAAUCAAUCAUCCGUCACAACUAGCGAAAACUUCAUUAGCGCCAACAAUAGUGUACUUAAAGAUUAGUAGUAGUAAGGUUUUACAGCGUUUGAUCAAAUCACGUGGCAAGUCGCAGGCGAAAAACCUCUCCGUUCAAAUGGUCGCCGCCGAGAAGCUAGCCCAGUGUCCACCGGAUAUGUUCGAUGUAAUCCUAGACGAGAAUCAGCUGGAAGACGCCUGCGAGCACAUUGCCGAGUACUUGGAGACCUACUGGAAGGCCACCCACCCGGAUAUUCGAGCAGUGCCGCCCAUCGCCCGCCCCCUGCCGCAGGAGGCCUCGCCCUCCGCAGAUCCCACGCGUCUGGGUCCGACGCCGCCAGUAGAUGGCGAGGAGUUUAUCGAUGAGCAGGAUCCCAGGAUGGGCAUUUCCGGCGGAGAGCGCGAGGGAAGUCGGGAGCGCGAUCGCGAUAGCAGGGAAAGGGAGCGAGAGCGCGAGAGGGAGCGGGAUUACUGGGAUCGGGAGUUCAACCGAGAUCGCAGCUCCAAGGAUCGCGAGAGGGAUCUCGAGUGGGAGCGGGAGAGGGCUCGCGAGUGGGAGAGAGAGCGGGAACGAGAUUGGGAUAGGGAGUUCGAUUGGGACCAAGGAGGAAGCUCUUACCAGCACAGCCGCCGACAACCGACCUCGGUUCGCCAUCAGGAGCGCGGUGGAGGCGUGGGAGCCGGCGGUGGAGGCGGUAUCGGCGGCGGCGGCGUUGGCUACGAGCGGGACCGUGAGCGGGAACGAUACGAGCGGCGCGAGCGCGACCUCAUGCACUACGAUCUGAACAGCGACGAGCUGCUGGACGAGCGCAACUUCGAGUAUCCGGCAAUGCGGAGCGGUCCCAGCGGCGCCUCCCACCACGGCCACCUGUCCCGGGGCGGACGCCUGCUGGACGAUCCGGACUUUGAGCGCGAGGAGGCCCAGAUGAGGAUGAGCAGCUCCCGCUACGGACCCUCCACCCGGAUCGACGACCCCCGGGAUCUGCCGCGGGGCGCCACCGUUGUCGAUCGCGAUGAAUACAGUCCGCACAGAGGUGGUGGGAGUAGUAGGAGAAUGCUUAAUGCCAUGUCCAGACCGUUGGGCCUGCCCCGUCAAUCCUCCCUGCCCAGCAACAGAGCACCCGUGUCCUAUCUGCCACGCCAGUCCUCCCUGGGCACCCACUGGCUGUCCUCGUCGUCGCAGAGCACCCUGGAACCGGGACACCGGUCUCGCCAAGAGCUUUAUCCACUGCUGCACCAGCCGCAGUCGUAUCCCCAGGCCCGAUCACAUUACACCCACUUGUACACAGCCGCACCCCAGCAUCCCAAUCAGUCGCGUUCCCAGUCCCAAUCCCAAUCCCAGUCCCAAUCCCACGGCCACUCCCAGUAUCGAUACGCCGUGCAGGACACGUCCUUUGCCCAUCCACCAAGAACCCUGCGCGAGGAGUUUCUCAGUCCCACCAUGAGCAAGGUCGAAGCCGUCACACACGCCAUCCGCAACAAGAUCAUCGUGGAGGAGGACGAGGAGGACAUCCUGAGCACGGAUCGGUUCUAUUAAAGAGAUUUCAGUCGCCACCCCGUGUCGAUUUGGUUUGGGUAACUUUUUGGGGGGGCAUACAAGCAAAUGCAGCAGUGCCAAAACACACGACACAUUUGUAAAUGUUCCAUUCGAUGAUCAGAUCAAUUUGGUAGCCACACAAACACAAACAC